AGCAGGGUAGGGAAUACUUCCCAGAAUCUCACACUGAGAAUUUAGGGGCUCUGGGUUACUGGAUACUAUUUCAAUCCCUCUGGCAUGGACUAUUAAAUCACUGGAUACAGGAUGAAGGUUACUAACAUGUUGGCUAAAGCAUUAUAUGACAAUAAAGCAGAAUGCUCUGAUGAGCUGGCCUUCCGUAAAGGUGAUAUUCUUACUGUACUGGAACAGAAUGUCUUCGGCAGCGAGGGAUGGUGGCGCUGCUAUCUACAUGGGCGUCAAGGCCUUGCUCCAGCCAACCGACUGCAGCUGUUUACCAUAACCCAGAAUGACUCCCCACUUACGCAAUCCAACUACAAUUCUAUCGGGAGACAGCAGACAUUACAGAACAUCUACCAAGUGCCCUCAGCACCUAAAACAGAGGCUGUACCCAUGUAUGAGCUGAUGAACAGCCUGUACAUAAGCCCAUCAACACCACAGCCUACUUCAGCAGACAUCUACCAGACUCCCAUUUCAUCACCUGCGCAGGUGUUCUACGACAAAGCCUUGAGCUCUUCCUACCAGCAUAUGUUCACCCUCCCAAGAGCUUCACGUGCAUCAAGCGCUACCAGCAUAACUCAGCCGGAGUUGUAUGAUGUCCCACCUUCCAAACUGAAUUUAUCUGCUGUCUCCCAGAGAGGUACAACCCCGUCUCCAGUCAAUGGGCAUUCUACACCUAUCUCAUCAACUGAUCAGAUCCAGCAACAGCAGAUCUAUGAUAUUCCAUCCAGUCCAGACACCUCGGAAAGGAUCAACCUCAGAGGACCCAUAGCUGCAAAUGUUUAUGAUAUCCCCCCUACUGGUACAUUGGUUCAGAAGAACAGACGUGACUGUCCUCCUGUGGUUGCUAAUUUCAACACACUACCAAACCCUCGCAAGUCAGAUUGGAUCUAUGAUGUCCCUUUGUCACCUGACAGAAACAAUUUAAGUAUGAACUCUGGAAAGAUUUCUGAAGAUAGACAAUUGGUGUAUGAUGUGCCGACAACGUGGUAUGGGCCAGUACAAACCAAAGCAGAGAGUAGCUGUACAGCAAGUCAAAUAUAUGAUGUUCCGCCCCUGCAAAAUAAAUCCUCACUAACCAGUCAAAGUCUUUAUGAUGUUCCAGCAUCUCGUGAUAUAUCCUCCUUACAUCAAAAUGGAAAUUCACGAAAAGGUUCAUCAACAUUUUCAAAACAGAAGCUGGAACAAGCUUAUUCCAAGGAAAAUGUUUACGAUAUCCCUCGAGGGUCAGCUGCAGGAUCUCCACCAAAGUCUGAGAUUAAUAGUCCAGUGUGCAAUGAGCGGAUUUAUGAUGUUCCUCCACCACUCCCAAGGAAUCCCAAACCAUCUAACCAUAAGCUUGAACAAGAUCGGUUUUCUGUGUCCAGCUCGGAAAGUAGAACCAGCACCUUAUCCACUUCUUCAACGGCUUCUUGCGAGUCUUUAACUUUGUCAUCUCAAUUAGACAGCACAAACCAAGCGUUUCUAGAACCAGAAGUGGCCAUCAAGAAGAUUACUGAGCUCCAAGAACGGGUGUCUAGUUCCAUAGCAAGUCUCAUGAUCUUUGUGAGCAGCAAGUGGAGAUUACAGGAAAAUAUGGAGUCCAACAUUGAGGACAUUCACAGAGCUGUUGACAGCAUUAUCUCAUCAUUAAGAAAGUUCACAGACUUUGCCCAGAACAUCAAGGUUCAUGCCUCUCACUUAACAGACAUUAACAUUCAAUUUAGGAUUAACAACCAAUUGCAAACUCUUACAGAUUCAUUCCAGACUCUCUCAAAUAAUCAAGAAGCUAUUAAUUUCUGCAACUGGUCACUGCAGGCAUUAGUUAUUAAUAAGCCACACACAACACCAGACGACCUAGAUCAGUUUGUUAUGGUGGCCAGGACAAUUCCAGAUGACAUUAAGCGGUUUGUGUCUAUCAUCAUAGCAAAUGGAAAGCUUCUGUUCAAAAAUAAAAAGCAUGAACUGAAAUCAAAACCUGUGAAGGAAUGUAAUGUAACCCUGAAGCCACAAGUUCCAGCACACAAAGAGACAAAGGUCCUCCAAGAAUCAUGUGUCAAUAAAGCUGUAGAAAACAGAAAGGAUAGUAAACACCAAUUCCAGAGACAGAAAGCCAUAGAAGACAGUGGAUAUGUCUACCUGCAGAAAAAAGAAGAUUUUGAGAAAAUGCUGAAUUUGUCUCCAAUUCAGCAGCCUGACAAUAAAGCAAGUUCUGAAGAAAAGAGAAAAGGAUGGCUGAAGCUAGAUUCCCAUAUAUUAGCCAGAGAAGACCAUGAAAAGAAGAGAGACAUGUGUUUACCAAAGAGUCCAGGAGAUCCUCUAACCAACCAAGACACUCUACGAAAAGCAGAAUCACUCAAAGUUCCUCUUUCUGAGCACUGUUAUCUUUAUUUUGGUGCCCUGCAGAAAGCCAUCCAUGUCCUUAAUGACAGUCUCACCAAAAAUGAGACACCUGAGGUGUUCAUUACUCAUGGCAAACUGAUUAUAAUGGUUGGACAAAAACUGGUAGACAUCCUUUGCCAAGAAGUAAAAGGCAAUGAAGCCCGCAAUGACAUUCUGUACAAGAGUAGUGAGCUCUGUGGUCUACUCAAAAACCUGGCCAUGGCAACUAAGUCUGCUGCCAUUCAAUACCCAAACACAGCCACAAUGCAGGAGCUGCAGCGCAGGACACAGGAGCUGUCUAAUCAUCUGCAGUUAUUCAGAGCAAUGGUGGAAUAAUGACUCAUGUAACACUGACAUUUAAUUUAUCAACUUCUUCAAGACCAGUGAACCUGAUCAGCUGUUGAGGCACAAUAUGGAUUGCACACAAUCUAUAUACAACAUUGACCAGUGAGCAAACAAGGUCACAUAUGACUAAAUACUUACAAGUGAUGAAUGAUUUGUUAAAUGUAUAUGGACAAUACUUCCACACUGAGUGCUUGGUAUAGUCUGUACUUAUCUAGGAUAUAAGCCCUGUCUGCCUUGAUGAUGUCAAUGGAGGAAACAGCAUGGCAUCCAGGUGUAGUUGGAGCUAGAGAGGUCUCUAAAGGUUAACAAUUGCCCCAGCAAUGUUAAGCCUCAUAUAAACAUUUGUUAUAUAUAAGUGUUAACAAAAAGUUCAUAGCGAAUCGCAAAACCAAAACAUCUAAUUUUACAAUUUUUACCUCAGUCGAUUUAUCGGUGAUAUCACUAGUUCUAAUGAAUUAAUCCGCUAAAUUCUCAUGAAAAGGCAACAGUUAUCCAUAUACAUAAUAAUAUAAAACCCCUCUUGUUCUUUUACAGUGUGUGGUGCUGUGUUGCUCGACGAUAGGUGCUUCCGGUUUCUACUGUGUAUCUGUGUAGUUCCAGGUCUACUUCUGGCUAUUAAACAAACAUUUUAGUUUCGGGCUUUCCUAAUCAGUACAAUGUGCAUGUGUUGCCAUUUUCCAUAAAAAUGGAGUGUGUUGAUGUUACACAGGGCACCAGUCAUGUCAAGUUGGAGAUGUGCCACAACCUAGGGAAAUGGGCAGCUCUCUGAAGCUGGACUGACCCCUUCCCCUCCCUUAAAACCCCCCAAAACCUUCUAUGCUGUGCACACCUACUGCAGGUACGUGCAGCACUGAAGGGCACCCAUCUAUCCUGGAAUUAGGACUAAAAUCCUGAUCAGGAUGACAGUGAGACUCAAAUUCAACUGUCCCACCUAAACGGUAUAGUUGGAGGCAACAUGACCUGGGUCUUUUCAAUAGACUUUAGGCAGAAACCAAUGCUGGGUCUAUCCUUAUACUGUAAAUACUUAUUUUUUAAAUUGAAAUCUGUACAGACACUCAAUCUUCUUUG
Molecule: messenger RNA, 3798 nt
Organism: Pseudophryne corroboree (corroboree frog)
Lineage: Eukaryota; Metazoa; Chordata; Amphibia; Anura; Myobatrachidae
Gene: CASS4
Product: Cas scaffold protein family member 4
Exons: 8
Coding region: 112-2721 (869 amino acids)
Biological process (GO): cell surface receptor protein tyrosine kinase signaling pathway; cell migration
Cellular component (GO): cytoplasm; plasma membrane
Molecular function (GO): protein binding
Source: RefSeq, a predicted model, not a curated record